Wasmannia auropunctata (little fire ant) is the source of this 4731-nucleotide messenger RNA. RefSeq names its product slit homolog 1 protein (gene atk). Gene Ontology annotation, molecular function: protein binding. The coding region runs from base 37 to 4425 and encodes 1462 amino acids. Lineage: Eukaryota; Metazoa; Arthropoda; Insecta; Hymenoptera; Formicidae. The record is from RefSeq and is a predicted model, not a curated record. The transcript is spliced from 9 exons.
AAGGUACUGGAAGGUCUGCAGGCGGUGAGCCAUUAUAUGGACCGGCCGGUAGACGAGCUGAUUCUGGAGAACAACAAUCUGCCCAGUUUACCCGGCAAAGUGUUCGCAUCUUUACGAGUUCUGCGCUUGAUGCUGCGAAACAAUCGUCUCGAAAGGGUAUCCUCCGGCUGGCUGGAAGGUUUACACGACUCCUUGCUGGAACUGUUCAUCGUUGAGCCCGAUCUGAGGUCCCUGCCCGUGGACAGUCUGGAGAACCUGCAGGGUAUCGAGGCGAUGACGCUGCAGAGUCGCGUGAUGAAGCGACUGCCGACGUUCUCCGGUCUGCCGAAGCUGAGGUAUCUUCAGAUCAACUCUCCGGCCUUGCUAGAACUCGUCCCGAGGAAUUUCCGAGACAUUCCCAACUUGGAACAGCUGCACGUGCUGGGUAGUCCGAGGCUGGCCAGAUUGGAGGCCGGGCUUCUUCGAGAUCUGCCUCGACUGGAACUGAUCAACAUCACCGAUUCCGGUAUCCACUGGAUUCAUCCGCGAGCCAUGAUCAAUCUACCGGAGCUCAAGGAGAUCUCGUUGGUUGGAAACGCCAUAAUCGACGCCGGUAUGGUCGGCCGCGCGUGCAUGGAUCUUCCGUCGCUGUCGGUGAUACGUCUCGAUCGAAAUCGCAUCAAUCGCCUGGGCGAAGGCUCCUUCGUCGAUCUCUCCGUUUUGUCGCGCCUCUAUCUGUCGCGCAAUCACAUCACCGAGAUAUUCGCCGGCGCUUUCCAGCGGGUACCAGCCCUCAAGUCCGUGGACCUGAAUCACAAUCUGAUUCAUCGCAUUCAUCCGGAAUUCUUUUCGCAGCGGGUAGGAAACGCGUUGGAAGAGAUGUGGCUGAUCAACAAUGACCUUAGCCACGUGGCGGAGAUACGAUCGGUGCUUGAGGCUCUGCCAAGGCUGAAGUUCCUGGACGCCAGUCACAAUCAGUUAGAGGAAAUACCCUUCGGUGCUCUAAGAGGCCAUCCCACUUUGGAGAGACUCCAUCUGAAUCACAACAGGCUCGCAUUUUUGCAGAGAGAAACGUUCACGGCGAUGCCGGCGCUCAGGGAACUUAGACUGAAGAAUAAUUCCCUGUCAAAUUUGCUGGAAGUUCCCUUCUGGAAUUUGCCAGCGUUAAAGGGCCUGGAUCUUUCAGAAAAUUAUUUCCGUCACAUAGAACCACGUUUGUUCACUAAUCUGCCAAAUCUCAGACGGCUGGAUCUUAGCGGUAACGCCAUAGGACUCAUCGAACCGGAGUCUUUUCUGGGCACACCGGCGCUGGAGCACAUCAAUGUCUCCGGGAAUGCCUUGUCUGUUCUUCAUCCUUUAACCUUCCGACACCUGGCGAACUUAUACGAGCUCGACAUCGGUUUGAAUCGUAUGCUGGAAGUGGUCCCUGGUCUGCCGAAGGACAUCGAACACCUUCACAUGUCCAAGAACCGUAUCGUCGCCCUGCCAACCGUGUCCUCUCAGGAUCUAGCUCUACCUGCCCUACGAUCGUUGGAUUUAAGCUCAAAUGGGAUUGAGAGAAUUUUACCUGGCACCCUGGUUGACUUGCCGAAUUUGAAAAAAUUGAAUCUAGGUUACAACACCCUGAGACUUCUAGACGACGGCGUUUUCGACGGACUCGCGGGAUUGGAACAACUGGAUUUGAGGUGCAACCGACUGGUCACGUUGCACGGACGAAGCUUCCGACCGCUAAAGUCGUUGAUGGACAUAAAUCUUCGGGGUAAUCGAGUGGAGGUUCUGCGACCGGAUAUUUUUCAAGAGAACACGAGACUGCAAAGAAUUGACUUGAGCAGAAAUAAUCUCGCACAAAUUCCUCACGCCACCUUUGCCAAUACCAGAGACCUUCGUGAACUGUACGCGUCGCACAAUACUUUGACCGAGUUACCCGGAUCGCUGCAUGGCUUAACGGCUCUACGGGUCCUCGACUUGAGCUUCAACAAGCUGAACAUCCUAUCUCCGGAAACACUAAGCAGCCUGUCGUCCUUGUUGGAAUUGAAACUGGUCAGAAAUCAUAUACGGGAGCUGCGGGAGGGCGCGUUCGACGGACUACCGCGACUGUCCUUGAUCGAUCUCGAAAACAAUGAUCUCAGGGUGAUCGAGAGAAACGCGAUCAGAGCGUUACCGGAGUUGCAGGCCGUCCGACUCGGCAGGAAUCGAUUACAGUCCAUUCCCAGCGGUGCUUUCACCGAAUUACCGCUGCUGCAGAGCGCGGAACUGCAGGAGAAUCGGAUUCAGGAAAUCGCUAAUAAUGCCUUCAUUAACGUGCCACACUUACUUUUCCUUAAUCUAAGUCAUAAUCAUCUGCCGGACUUGGCGUACGUCGGACUGGAGAGCCUUCACUCGUUAGAGGUUCUUGAUCUCAGUUACAAUCGAUUAUCUAGAGUUUCCAGCGACAGUCUAGCGGCUAUGGAAUGGCUAGUGGAAUUAAAGAUGGACAACAAUCGGAUUUGCGCCGUGCAUGGUUCGCCUUUCGAUGAUAUGCCCAGAUUGCGAGUAUUGAGCCUGCGAAGCAAUCGGAUGACCGCGGUCUCCGAAAACGCUUUUAAAAGGCUGCGAUCGAACAUCGCCGUCUUGGAUAUCGACGGAAAUCCACUAUCCUGCUCUUGCGGCAUGCUUUGGCUGCGAGGAUGGCUACAGCAGGCUUCCGAGGAGGGUCCUAGAUGCGCUGACGGAUCUCUUUUCAAAGAGCUUAGAUUAUCGCGACAGGAUUGCCAGCGUGAGAGACACGUGGAGCCGAUUUAUCCAGGAUGCGAGGCCGAAAUGGUUAACGUUGCGACGCCCUCGGUUUCUUCAUCCGAGACAGUACCAUUGUGGAUGAAUCUAAAGGAUUUCUCGACGCAAAAGCCCUCCGUUUCCCAGGACUCUGAUUACUUGUACCAGUACGUAGAUUAUCAGGACAACGGAAGCGACACAAGCACGUUGCCGCCCAGCGUGUCUACCAUCGGCGCACCUACCCAGACCGUGAAGAUCAUUCACCCGCCGUCGCAGAAGCAUCAAGGACAGAAGAACGCCACGUUACCAAUAAAGAAGAAUCCUACGGUGCCGCCGUCAUCCGGCGUUACCUUCUUCGGCAUUCCCGUGAACUUUCUGUGGGGUAAUUCGGCCAGAAAGACGGACAGAAAGGAAUCCUCAUCGACGUCGUUGCCGUCGGACAGACCUGGCCGAGGACGUUACAGAUCAUUUCCGCCCACGCAACCGGAAAUUCACAGGGGUGGCUUCGUGCCCCUGCCGCGCGCCCAAGGCGGAUUUGUGCCGAGCGCUGAUCCUAGAUUGACGUACGAGAAACAGGCGAACACUUCAAGAUCGUCGAAUGUAAGCAGUACAUCGGUACAGCACGAACGUCCUCGAAAAAGCGGAAACAGCACCGUGAACAAAUUGGAGAAAACUGUCCCCAAGACCGGGAAACCGCGGACGAGCCUCCAAGAGAGGGAGGAAUUACCCACUGCAUCGACAAUCGUUCGAUCGACUGGUUUUGAGUCUCGCAAGAUUUUGACCAACGUCAGUAGAAACAGCCUUAAUGCAUCAAACACAGUAAAAAAUAGCGCGUCGAUAAUCGUGGAGGAAGAUUCAUCGCAAGAAGCUCACGAAACGUCGGUGUCCACCGAGAUUUACGACGGCGAAAGUUUAGAGGUAAAUACGGAAGAUACUAAAUUCAUAGAGAAGCCGCAGAUGGAAGUCGCCAACAGGAUAGUUUGGACCACACCGAAAACGAUAACGGUAGCGGAAACGAAAAAAGGUACGAUUAGCAAGGAAACUGUAACUGCAGCGGUUGAGGUAGCACCGUCGAGAGAAAGCGGAUCCAAAGAUUCCAAAGACUGGAGUUUAGAAGUAUCCGAAUACGAAAAAGAUUCAACCCUUUUAAGCAGCGCAGUUGACUCUCACGAGAAACCUGACGAUUUGGAUAUUGUAAUUGAAACGGAUGCGGAACCGAUUCCGCAUUUCUCAGCGCCCGCGACGUCUUCCACAUCGAAUCCGCCCAGAGAAACCACGACUGUGACUUCUCGAGGGACGGAGGCGUCCGCUUUGUCCGCGCUUCUGGUCCCGGGGGGACAAAUACCUUCUUCAGGAAUAAAUUUACGUCCGCUAGGUAGAUCCACGAUAACCAAGGUCGCCUCGCCGUACGUCAGCUACAAUUCCGAGCAAUCCCGGGAGAAAGAUCGCCAGAAGUCGAUCGUUGGCGCUACUCAGAGAAGCGAGAUCGUCGACGAGACGACGACCGAAAGCCAGAGCGAGGCGUUCGUCAUCGACGAUGAGGCCAAAGUGAUGGACGACAGUCCUUUCAACUGGUACUUCCAGCACUAUAAUGAUUCAAAUCUGGAACCUUACGUGGGCAUAGCUUACAGCAGUGCCACGAAGAUCAACGCCUGGCAAUGGUUUCUUAUGCUUAUUUUCAGCAUUCUGAUAUAAAAAGAUUUAGAAGUCUAAAUUCUUUUUAAACAAACAGAUUAAUCGAAUCAUGAGAUAAAAUUAUUGUAAUAUUUGUUAAUAAAUGAUGUGGUACGUAGAUGCUUUAAAUCGAUCAUGUACAUUGUACAAUCAUAAUCAUGUAUACAAUGGAUAAAAUUUUAUGUAUACAUAUAUUCCGUCCGAAACAUGUACAAAAAUUGUACAUGUACAAAGAUCACGCGUAUAAAUAUAUAUCUAACUAUAUCUGCAUUUUUGUAUAUUCUUUUGAUAAAGCAUAAAUAAGUAUAAAUAUUUCUAUAUUAAUAA